Molecule: messenger RNA, 2837 nt
Organism: Alexandromys fortis (reed vole)
Lineage: Eukaryota; Metazoa; Chordata; Mammalia; Rodentia; Cricetidae
Gene: Ccnt1
Product: cyclin T1
Exons: 7
Coding region: 148-2328 (726 amino acids)
Biological process (GO): regulation of transcription by RNA polymerase II; positive regulation of DNA-templated transcription, elongation
Cellular component (GO): cyclin/CDK positive transcription elongation factor complex; nucleus
Molecular function (GO): cyclin-dependent protein serine/threonine kinase activator activity
Source: RefSeq, a predicted model, not a curated record
GGGCGGAAGUGUGUCACAGCCUGGCAGUCGGCUCUAGGAGGAAGUUCGUCACGUCGCAGUUGUCUCGGCACAGCGGAUGUGUGUCGCCGCUUAGGUGACGCUGGGAAGUGCUUGCAGCCCCCGCCGCUGCCUUUUGGUUGAAGCACUAUGGAGGGAGAGAGGAAGAACAACAACAAACGGUGGUAUUUUACUCUAGAACAGCUGGAAAAUAGCCCGUCGCGUCGUUUCGGCGUGGACUCAGAUAAAGAACUAUCUUAUCGCCAGCAGGCGGCCAAUCUACUCCAGGACAUGGGACAACGUCUCAACGUCUCACAACUGACUAUCAACACUGCUAUAGUAUACAUGCACCGGUUCUAUAUGAUUCAAUCUUUUACACAGUUUCAUCGCUAUUCUAUGGCUCCAGCAGCCUUGUUUCUAGCAGCAAAAGUGGAAGAACAGCCAAAAAAACUGGAACAUGUCAUCAAGGUAGCACAUACUUUCCUCCAUCCACAGGAGUCACUUCCUGACACGAGGAGCGAGGCAUACCUACAACAAGUUCAAGAUCUGGUGAUUUUAGAGAGCAUAAUUUUGCAAACCCUCGGGUUUGAACUAACAAUUGAUCACCCACAUACACAUGUGGUAAAGUGCACCCAGCUUGUGCGGGCAAGCAAGGACUUAGCACAGACAUCUUACUUCAUGGCAACCAACAGCCUGCAUUUGACCACAUUUAGCCUGCAGUACACACCUCCUGUGGUGGCCUGUGUCUGCAUCCAUCUGGCUUGCAAGUGGUCCAACUGGGAGAUCCCAGUCUCAACUGACGGGAAGCACUGGUGGGAGUAUGUUGACGCCACUGUGACAUUGGAACUUUUAGAUGAAUUGACACAUGAAUUUCUACAGAUUCUGGAGAAAACUCCAAGCAGGCUGAAACUCAUUAGAAAUUGGAGGGCAUACCAGGCUGCCAUGAAAACUAAACCAGAUGACCGAGGAGCAGAUGAAAACACAUCAGAGCAGACAAUCCUCAAUAUGAUUUCUCAGACCUCUUCAGACACGACUAUUGCAGGAUUAAUGAGCAUGUCAACUACUUCUACUACAAGUGCAGUGCCUUCCCUUCCUGUCUCUGAAGAGUCAUCAAGCAGUCUAACUAAUGUGGAUAUGUUGCAAGGCGAGCGAUGGCUGUCUUCCCAACCUCCUUUUAAACUAGAAUCUUCUCAGGGUCAUCGGACUAGUGAGAAUUUAGCACUUAUUGGAGUUGAUCAUUCCUUGCAACAUGAUAGUUCGAAUGCAUUUGUUUCCCAGAAGCAGAUUAGUAAGAGCGUGCCAUCAGCUAAAGUUUCACUUAAAGAGUACCGUGCAAAGCACGCUGAGGAGCUGGCUGCUCAGAAGAGGCAGCUGGAGAAUAUGGAGGCCAAUGUGAAGUCACAGUAUGCAUAUGCCGCUCAGAAUCUCCUGUCCCACCAUGACAGCCAUUCUUCAGUCAUUCUGAAGAUGCCCAUUGAGGGCUCAGAAAAUCCUGAACGACCUUUUUUGGAAAAGGCUGACAAGUCAGCUCUGAAAAUGAGACUCCCGGUGGCCAGUGGAGAUAAAGCAUCCUCCUCAAAACCAGAGGAGAUGAAAAUGCGCAUUAAAGUCCACUCUGCAGCUGAGAAGCACAAUUCUGCAGAGGACAGCAUCUCCAAGAGCCGGGAGCACAAAGAAAAGCACAAGCCUCAUCCGUCCAACCACCAUCACCAUCAUAAUCACCAUUCACACAAGCACUCUCACUUACAGCUGCCUGUCGGUGCUGUGAACAAACGGCCAGGUGACCCAAAACACAGCAGCCAGUCCAGCACCUUAGCACACAAACCAUAUAGUUUGUCUAGUACUUUGUCUUCUUCGAGCUCUACUCGUAAGAGGGGUCCCCCGGAAGAGACUGGGGCAGCAGUGUUUGAUCAUCCAGCCAAGAUUGCCAAGAGUACUAAAUCCUCUUCCUUGAAUUUCCCCUUCCCUCCUCUUCCUACAAUGACCCAGUUGCCUGGGCAUAGCUCAGACACAAGUGGCCUGCCCUUUUCACAGCCUAGCUGUAAAACUCGAGUUCCUCAUAUGAAACUGGAUAAAGGCCCUCCUGGGGCUAAUGGUCACAACACAACUCAGUCAAUAGAUUAUCAAGAUACUGUGAAUAUGCUCCACUCCCUGCUCAGUGCCCAGGGUGUUCAGCCCACUCAGCCCCCUGCAUUUGAAUUUGUUCAUUCUUACGGUGAAUAUAUGAAUCCACGAGCUGGUGGAAUCUCCAGAUCUGGCAAUACAGACAAACCUCGACCACCACCCCUACCAUCAGAACCACCUCCACCACUUCCACCUCUUCCCAAAUGAAAAAAAAAAAAUGAGGCGAAAACUUAAAAAACAAAAACACUUUGUUUUUGGGGGAUUUUUGGUUUGUUUUUGUUUUGACUACUGAUACUGGACUACGAAAAUUACAUCCCUUAUGAAAUAUGUCACCAUUGGACUAAGGAAUAAAUUGAUAUUGAGACAGGUGGGAGGGUGGUGGAGGCCUCAGUUAUUACAUCUGCCUCAUACAUCUAUCUUAUAGUCUGUACUGGUAUCAGAGGUAAGAUUGUGUUGAAGCUGUGAAGGAUUAAGAACACUGUUCUUGGCCUCUCCUCAUCCUUAUGGGGUUGAUUGAAGUACUCUUCCCCUCUUCUUGCUGGAACUGAAUCGUGGGGGUGAUCAAGCAGUUUGUUUAACAUAUCAGAAGAGGGAGUAUUUAAACGUCAGAUCUUUAAGAGACUUAAAAAUAAUUUAAAGAAAGUAAGUUAUCUGUUUAGUUUUUUUAUAUAAUCGGGAAGGGGAAGGGGUUUUGCUGUGUGUAUGAGGUACAUAGC